AUGGAGAAAAAGGAAGAGUCUUCAUCUCUUUCAUCCAUUGCUCUAUUUUUGGCUUUUUACAUCACAACCGAGGUCCAGCACAAGUUUACCGGCAACAGAAGGUCUAUAACUGCUUACAAAGCUCAUGAUACCUACCGUCACCGGAGAAUCCUCUCCGCCACUGACCUCCCUCUGGGUGGCAACGGCAGCCCCUCCGCCGCCGCGCUAUAUUUCACGGAAAUUCAAAUCGGAACUCCACCACAGAAAUAUCAUGUGCAAGUCGAUACUGGAAGUGACCUCUUAUGGAUAAACUGUAUCGGAUGUCAAAAUUGUCCCCAAAAAAGUGACCUUGGAAUUGAACUUGCAUUUUAUGAUCCAAUGUCCUCCACAAGCUCCCAAAUGAUUACUUGCGAUCAAGAUUUUUGCACAACGACCCUCGAUGCCUCUAACAAAGCUUGUAUUAUUGGAAUGCAAUGUUCAUAUCUUGUUAGAUAUGGUGAUGGGAGCUCAACAAAAGGGUAUUUUGUUAGAGAUAAUGUGAAGCUCGAUAGGGUUUCGGGGAACCUUCAAACCGCAUCCAUGAAUGGAAGCAUUACUUUUGGGUGUGGGGCCCGACAUUUUGGGGGACUAGGCUUAUCCCAACAAGCACUAGAUGGGAUUCUAGGGUUUGGUCAAGCAAAUUCUUCGAUAAUUUCGCAGCUUGCUUUGGCUAAAAAGGUAAAAAAGACAUUUUCGCAUUGUUUGGCUAGUUCUAAAGGAGGUGGGAUUUUUGCUAUUGGAGAAGUGGUGUAUCCGAAAGUGAAAACAACACCGAUUUUACCCAAUGAGAUACAUUAUAAUAUUGAAUUGAAGGCAAUUGAGGUGGGUGAUGAUUUCAUCCAACUUCCAACAAAUAUAUUCAACACACCUUCCAAACGAGGAACAAUAAUUGAUAGUGGAACAACCUUGGCUUAUUUUCCUCAUGUCAUUUACACCCAACUAAUGCAAAAGAUUAUGGCCACACAAACAAAUAGAGUGCCUCAUACAAUUGAUCAUCAGUUCAAGUGUUACAGAAACCCCGGAAAUGUUGAUGAUGUGUUUCCAAUGGUCACAUUUCACUUUGCAAAUUCACUUCCGUUGAAAGUUUAUCCCCAUCAAUAUCUUUUCCAAAUUCAGUCUAAAGAUUGGUGCAUUGGUUUUUUGAGCAACGGGUUGCAGCCAAAGGAAGGAAAAGAUUUGACCUUGUUGGGAGAUCUUGUAUUAACAGACAGGUUGGUUACGUAUAACAUGGAAGAUCAAACUAUCGGAUGGAUUGAAUAUGAUUGCUCAUCGAGCAUCAAAGUGAAAGAUGAAGAGACGGGGAGGGUGUACCAGGUUGGGUCCCAUGAUAUUACACCAUCGUCCGGUUGUAAACAUGAGUGGUUUAUUGUGUGGUUGGUGUUUAUAAUAGCUACUAAAAUAGUUGUGUAUUAGAAACCAUUGACCAUAGUUGUAACCAUGGUCAAUGGUUGUGUUUAAUAAGAGGGUGUUUGGCAUAGC
This is a messenger RNA of Lactuca virosa, 1497 nucleotides long. The record is from the annotation of a GenBank genome assembly. Lineage: Eukaryota; Viridiplantae; Streptophyta; Magnoliopsida; Asterales; Asteraceae.